Lineus longissimus is the source of this 2361-nucleotide messenger RNA. RefSeq names its product ferredoxin-fold anticodon-binding domain-containing protein 1 homolog. Gene Ontology annotation, cellular component: cytoplasm. Bases 82 to 2349 code for a protein of 755 amino acids. The transcript has 6 exons. NCBI's taxonomy places the organism in Eukaryota, Metazoa, Nemertea, Pilidiophora, Heteronemertea, Lineidae. The record is from RefSeq and is a predicted model, not a curated record. Gene Ontology annotation, biological process: rRNA base methylation. Gene Ontology annotation, molecular function: rRNA (uridine-N3-)-methyltransferase activity.
CGUCGAUGGCAGCACUGCAUUGACAUGAAAUCAUCAAUUUCUCUGAAAUAAAGUCCAUAUCAUGAUUUGAUUCCAUUUGAAAUGGAUCCUCCACCUUGUGGACGAGUUCUUCUGACUGGAGAAGGAGACUUCUCAUUCGCAUUUGCCUACGCCCUCCAAGCAGACGACCCAACCAGAAUCAUUGCCACUUGUUAUGAUGAUGAAGAGGCCAUUACCAAACACAAGGGAGCGGAGAAAAACAUUGAGCUGCUGAAAGAUCUAGGUGCCACUGUGCUGCUGGGUGUCGAUGCAACCAGACUCCAUGAGAAGCAGAUCCUACAACCAGAUCAGCUCUUCUCUUGUAUCAUUUUUAACUUCCCCCACAUUGGAGGCAAAUCAAACAUCAAGAAGAAUAGGGCUCUGCUGAAGGAUUUCUUCAUGAGUGCUACUCGGGUUCUCAAAGAAGAUGGUCAAGUUUGUGUGUCCUUGUGCAGAGGUCAAGGAGGGACGCCAUCUGACCAGCCACGCAGGGAAUGGCCGAAUACCUGGCAAAUUGUUUCCAUGGCAACAUAUGGAGGCCUGAUCCUGAAGGAGGUGAAACCAUUUCGGGUGGAGGACUACCCACAGUAUGCUUCUACAGGCUUCAGAAGCCGUGAUCAGUGGUUUAACACUAAUGAUGCUCUCACGCAUGUCUUCGUCAAAUCGUUGCCCAACCAAAGAAGCCAGAUUAGAAGUACAGUAGCUUCGCUCGGGAAAAGAAAGUAUCGCUGUCAACUCUUUGUAGCCCGGAAACUUGAUAUGUUGGCAGGACUGUCACACAGGAGUGUGUUAUGCUUGGACAAGAAGCACCCCACUGCGGCAACUCUGGAGACCGUCCUUAGAAAGGCUUGUGACGUCUUUACUUCGGUUAAAAUGUGUCUACCUCUCGAAGUGCCAAAUUUGCUUGAUACAGACAGCCCUCACCUAUGCAGUGACAUCAACAAAUACUAUGUAGUUUAUGAGGAAAACUUUUCAGAUGUAACUGAUAGUGACGGAAAACCUUGUCAAGAUACAGACAGAACUAAUAGUGUGGCUUCCUGUUGUGUAAAAGACUCCAAAGAUUGUAAUCCUGGUGACACAGGAUUAAAGAGACAUGUAUCUGAAGACAAAUUAUCAGAGGACGAGAACUGUCCGAAGGUGGUGAAAUGGACCGAUUGUGGAAAAUUAGACUUUCCAGAUUGUAUUUCAAAACAAUUAAAGGCUUUAGGUGUCCGUGACGUACAACCCAGUCAGGUCAAAUUGAUACAGUCAUCUCUACUUGAGUACUUCAUGUCAGUGUAUUCACAGGGGUCUGAGAUCUGUGAUGGCCAAGCAAGUGUUUUCACUGGGGUUGUGUUCGAACGUUGCCCAGUCUUUGAAAACAGGUACCCUGCUCGGCGUGAAUUGAUGAUUGUUAAAAAGAAUGAAAAUGAAACAAGUUUUGUUGAAUUUUCUGCCAAUGUUCUGAAGUGUGUUCCUGAUUUCGUAAAAAAUGGAGUAAGAAUUGUACGCCAUAAUGAAGCAGAGUUUGACCAUAUCGUCUGCUCUGAAGGGUUUGUUUUCCAGUCAUGUCAGUGUGAGGCGAGGAUUGUGAUUGGUGUUGAUUAUAAUGCUGAUCUGACCGACUUGAAGGCAUACGAGCCAUGUUCAUCCAAGGAUGUCAAGAUCAUGGAUGAGAAGUCUAAAUUCAGUCCUGUUGGACAUAUUGGACUUUUCACGCCGACGAUUGUUGUCGACAGUAGCAAGGAUAGCUCCUCGUAUUCAUACUUGGUGUUCGAUUUGGAUAAACUAACAAAGGAAAUGUGUGGUGUUGGUGAGCUGCGUUUGUUAUGGUCGGAGGAUCAACGGAUCUUAGCUUCAAAUGCUGAGGCAAACUUGAGCAUUUUUCAAACAGAUGACAAUGGGGAUCAGCAUACAUGUAUGAAUGCGGGCCAAAUCGAAGCUGUCAUCACUAAAAAGGUUGGACUGAAAUGUAAUUCCAUUGAUAAAACAACUUGGAAGGAUUGCUCUCUACCUGAAGUGCAGGAUUAUGAGUAUGACCGGUCUCUACAAAAGGCUGUGCCAUUGAGUCUGUAUCCAAUCAAACAUCGUCAUGAUGUGACGUUCUGGGAAAAUCGUCAGGACGAUUUUGAUGAGCAGCUGUUCUUUGAUAGCGUUAGAAAUGUAGCAGACGACAAUGUGAAAUCUGUGACUCUUGUGAAUGAGUUCGAUCACAGCCAAUAUGGACACAGUCGCUGUUAUCGGCAGAUAUACCAGUCAUGCGAUCGAGCGCUGCCAUACCAUAUGUCACAUGACUUGCAGAAUUCGAUCCGUUUGACUGUUGAAGCAGAACAAGGUGUGACACUCAGAUAGCACGGUGCAACU